Molecule: messenger RNA, 3551 nt
Organism: Girardinichthys multiradiatus
Lineage: Eukaryota; Metazoa; Chordata; Actinopteri; Cyprinodontiformes; Goodeidae
Product: actin-binding LIM protein 3-like
Exons: 23
Coding region: 370-2466 (698 amino acids)
Biological process (GO): cytoskeleton organization; cilium assembly; lamellipodium assembly
Cellular component (GO): actin cytoskeleton; stress fiber
Molecular function (GO): actin filament binding
Source: RefSeq, a predicted model, not a curated record
UGCAGGAGCGCACGCUCGGGCACGCAGCCGGUUGUAGAGGCACGCUGAUCGGACUGAGCGGGAUGGACGUCUGGGCUGCUGGAGUUUGUCUGGUUGGGAAGCGCUGGAGCUGAGGGGCCUGAUGAACAGCGAGCCGUCAGUUUCCAUUUAAUUUGCUGUCUUUACGCAGGCAGGAGAGGUGCGCUCUGCUGCCUGACAGUAAUCCGCUUGCCAGGGAGGAGUAGGGGAAAGCUCUCUCCAGACUGAAGCAGAGUGAGAGGGGAGGGACAGCAGGUUAAGUCGGACACGGACCAAGAGAGUUAAACAGCGUGUGGUCAUAUGGACCGACUGUAGUUGUGCAGACAGGCUGCUGGGAUUCCUCUUGGCACGAUGAGCGGACCAACAAAAGUUAAGUACCAGUCAGGCCUCUAUGGAGGAAACCACAACAACAGCAGCAGCUCUCCUCUCUCUAGCAGAGGAAAUUCACCAAUCAUGUGUGAGCGCUGUCGGGAGGCUUGUCGUGGAGAGGUGGUGCGUGUCAAGAACACGCACUUCCAUGUUCAUUGCUUCACCUGCCAAGUGUGCGGCUGUGACUUGGUGCAGGCGGGUUUCUUUCACCACUCUGGCGAGUACAUCUGCACGGAGGACUACCAGCGGCUCUACGGGACCCAGUGCGACAGCUGCGACCAGUACAUCACUGGAGAGGUGGUCUCUGCCAUGGGGAGGACGUACCACCCGCACUGUUUUGUCUGCAGUGUUUGCAGGCAUCCAUUCCCAAUUGGAGACAGAGUGACCUUCUGUGGAAAAAAGUGUGUGUGUCAGCAGUGCUCCCACUCUCUGGAACAGGACAAGCCUGUUAAGGUUCUUGGACCGAGCUACUGUGCAGGCUGCGGCCAAGAGAUCAAACAGGGCCAGUCUCUGCUGGCUUUGGAUAGGCAGUGGCACAUCACUUGUUUCAAAUGUAGGACGUGCGGCUGUGCUCUCACUGGGGAAUACAUCAGCAAAGAUGGGAUUCCUUACUGUGAGGAUGACUACCACACUCAGUUUGGGAUCAGGUGUGAGGGCUGCAGCAGCUACAUCAGUGGUAGAGUCCUUGAGGCUGGAGGGAAGCAUUACCACCCGAGUUGUGCCAGGUGUGCCCGCUGCCACAUGAUGUUUCAGGAAGGAGAGGAAAUGUACCUUACAGGUUCGGAGGUUUGGCACCCCAUGUGUAAAGAAGCAGCUCGUCUGGAGAGAAAACUGAGGCUGAGACGAACCUCUGAGACUGCGUCCAUUUCUCCUUCAGGUUCCUCUCCACUCCUUGGUUCCCCUCACCGGCUCAUCUGUUCUCAGGGGGACACUGAUGUUUUAGGCUAUAGGCAGCUGGAGGCUCUGCCCAGUGUCAAAACCAUAUAUGACAUCCAGCAGCCAGACAUCAUCCCUUUUCAGGCUGACCAUGCACACACUCAGCUCUUAGAAGAUGCUCUGGAGAGAAACAGCUGUGGACGGUCCUUGGGCUCCUUAUCACCAUACUCCCAUGAUCUCUUGGACAGCGUUGACUUGAGAAAGAGGCUUUCCUCUACCUCUGCCUUCACAGAGUCUCCUGCUCAUAGUCACCACGGAGGAUCCCCGCUGCAUUGUUAUCUCCCCGGCAAUGUGAGCGGCAGGAGCUCACCCUAUUACACUCAGCCAGAGCCCAGGUGUACCACACCCACCACCUCCACCUUCCAAGUUCCCAAGCAUUUCCAUGUCCCAGCAUCUGAAGAAAGCAACAUUUACAGAAACCCCCCCAUCUACAAGAGACAAGACAUUCCUGGCACUCCAACCAAUAGGAGUAAGAUGAAUGUGAAUCUGGUCAAUUCCAGCCGCUUUUCCACCUCUAACUGUAACAGCCUUUAUCAUGCAGACUCCAAUUAUUUUCCUUAUGGUGGCUCACCGAAAGUCUCCAGGGUGAGGAGGUUUUCAUCCGGAGGAGAAGAGGAUGGAUUGAAUCAUAAUAUAAACAAGGGAGUUGGCAGGAUGAUCCUAAAGGAGGAGAUGAAAGCACGAUCAGGGGGUCAGGACAACAACCAAUGGAGGAGCGCGCGCAGCUCCCAGAGUAACAGCAAGGAGACACUGAACAAUCUGGAAUAUGGCUCCCUUAAUGGCUCUCCCAGGUCCACAUUAAGUGCAGAUAAUGACUCAUACUCUACCAAAUCUGCCUCGUUGCCAGGCUACGGCAGGAAUGGACUGAACAGGCCUGGAAGUGCGAACACAGAUUAUUACCAGUACGACAGCAGUAAUGCAGUUAACUGGCAGAUAAGAGAAUACAAGAUCUACCCAUAUGAAGCUCUUGUGGUGUCAGUAAGAGGGCAGCAGCAUCUUCCCAACGAUGUGGAUAGAGCCCGUCUAGAGCGUCACCUUUCACCAGAAGAGUUUUACAGAGUCUUUGGCAUGUCUAUGUCUGCCUUUGACCGCCUGGCUCAGUGGAAAAAGAAUGAACUAAAGAAACAGGUCCGUCUUUUCUAGGAAAAGCCAGAAGAUCCAGUCCAGUGUGUUCCAGUCCAGGUGAAGCAUCAAGAGCACCCAGAAUGUUGCUUCCAAAAAGAUUUUACCUAACAAUGACUGAGACUGUACGCUUGAAGGAAAGCAUUCAGCCUGACAUACUGAAACUGAUAUGCACUAUGGCUUAUUGAGCAAUAAGUAUAAGGGCAGCAAGGGCAAAAUUGGAGGAUGGAAGGUUGCAAGAGAUGGGCUGAUACUUCAACAGAGAAAUUAUGAGCGUGAAGCUGCUUUCCCAACUUGUACCAACAGAUGGCAGUGCAUUGCAGUGUGAGAAUCCGAGGCACUUUAAUACAUUGUGCCAUAUAGAAAGAUUCAUGUGAAAAAUGAGGGAGAGGUUUGGAAAAUUAGCUGUUCGGAAGAUAGUAUCAAUGAUCCAGCUUUACUCAGAAACUGCCAUCAAAGACCUGCAAGAUUCUUAGCAAAGUAAAUCCUGUGAGAAUCUCAGCGUAAAGGUUACUGAAUAUAAUAGUUAUGGUUUUUAUAAAUUACAACUACUGGAAACCAAAACUUCUCUAUUGCUUUUUUAUUGUGUAAUUGUGUAUUUAAUUUCUAUUCCAGCUUAUUUAAAGCCAUAUCAGUGUCAGGACUUUUGUACUGAUGUGUGGUUUGAAAUAUAAAUUAAUGUGACUGAGCAGUGAUGUGACUGAGUGUGUUCAGGUAAAAAAUUUAGGUUUAGUACCUCGAACGUUGACACAUUAUAUUUCAAGAAAGCAAAUUUAGAGUCACUUGAGGGGCUGAAUUCCUGAAAUAAACCAGACUGACUGAUAAUGAAUCUGUGUGUGUAAUUACAUUAUAUGUUGAUGUAGGACAUCAAGUAAAGAGUGUUAAGAUGAAAAUGGAAAACAAGUGUGUGAUAAACAGAUGUUACAAAUAAUGUAUGGACUGCAUUCAAAAAAUGUGUGUGUUCACAGAUCGCAACAAUUAAUCACUUUUACAAUAUUAUCACUGUAGGUAUAUCAAACUCUUAUUUUGUAUUUAUUGCAGUUAAUAUUUAUCAUCUCUCCUGUGUUUCACUGCAGCUUCUGAAUAAAUAUCAUGCAUUACAUGCA